UACCUUCGUCUAAAUCAUUCCAAAAUUUCAGAACUUCAUCUUCUCUAACUAAAUCUACUUCAUCACAACUUAAAUUCUUCUUUCAAUUCUAAUUUCUUCGCAUAAGCUCAUACCUAACAACCCAAAAUCACAUAAUCCAUUAUCUUCGUCAACACAAUGAGCAACCCAACCCUUAUAGGUCCACCUGAACUCUACAUCGCCGAACCCACCGCAACCCUCGCCCAAACAGCCCCAGCCCCAACCCCCGACCCGGCUCCAAUCCCAACAGUUACAGGCACCACUCCAAGUGACCCCUUCAUGGACCUAAUGGUGUCCGCAUUCAACACCACAUCAACCCCAAACAUGACCUUAACGGAAAAUUUAUCCCCAACAUUUCUCACCACGGGGAACCCAUGUCUGGACUUCUUCUUCCACGUGGUUCCGGACACCCCACCAGCGACCCUCCUCCAAAGACUCCAACUUGCGUGGGCCCACAACUCCUUCACCGCCCUAAAACUCGUCUGCAACCUCCGUGGAAUCCGCGGUACCGGCAAGUCCGACCGCCGGAACUUCUACGGCGCGGCGAUCUGGCUCCAUCGCCACCACCCCAAAACCCUCGCUGCUAACAUUCCCUCCCUCGCUGACUUUGGAUACUUCAAGGACCUCCCCGAAAUCCUUUACCUCCUUCUAGAAGGUUCCGAUGCCCGCGAAAUUAAAAAAAAAAAAGAGUGGUGCAAGGAAAAACUGCGGUGCAAGGCAAAACGGCGGAUGAUCAACAGAAGAAAAAAACGUAGGACUACUAAGACGCAAAAGGGGAAAAGGGAGGCUUUGAACGAAAUAGUCGACGCGGCGAAGGACAAAACUGAGGCUUCCGAGAAAGAACUUUCACAUGUUGCAAGAGAAGAGAAAAGGGUGGCAUUGGCGAAGAAGCUCGUUGAUCGUUAUACAAGCGACCCAGAUUUUCGAUUCCUUCAUGAUCGCGUCUCUGAUUAUUUUGCCGAGUGUUUGAGGAAGGAUCUCGAGUUUUUGAAAUCUGGGUCGGUGACGAAAAUCAGUCUUGCCGCGAAAUGGUGUCCCUCUGUGGACUCAUCUUUCGAUCGACACACUUUGUUGUGUGAAACUAUUGCGAAGAGGGUUUUUCCUCGGGAGGAAUAUAACGAGUACGACGGGGUUGAUGAGGCGCAUUAUGCUUAUAGAGUUCGUGAUCGGUUGAGGAAGGAGGUGUUGGUGCCUUUGAGGAAGGUGUUGGAGUUGCCUGAGGUGUUUAUAGGGGCCAAUCGUUGGGAUUUGAUUCCUUACAAUAGGGUUGCUUCUGUGGCUAUGGAAUUUUAUAAAGAGAAGUUUUUGAAGCAUGAUAAGGGGAGGUUUGAGGCUUACUUGGAGGAUGUGAAGUCAGGGAAGAGUACUAUUGCUGCCGGUGCUUUGCUUCCCCAUCAGAUCAUAAGGUCAUUGGAUAAUGGGGAUACUGGGGUUGUGGCUGAGUUGCAGUGGAAGAGGGUGGUUGAUGAUUUGAAGAAGAAAGGGACGAUGAAGAGUUGUUUGGCUGUUUGUGAUGUGUCUGGGAGUAUGGACGGGUUGCCCAUGGAGGUGUGUGUGGCAUUGGGGUUGUUAGUGUCUGAGUUGUGUGAGGAGCCUUGGAAGGGGAAGGUUGUGACUUUUUCUGCUGACCCUGAACUUCAUUUGAUUAAAGGGGAUGAUCUCAAGUCCAAGAAGGAGUUUGUGAAGAACAUGGAUGCGGGCGGGAACACUGAUUUUCAGAAGAUGUUUGAUCUGAUCUUGGAGGUGGCUGUGAGUGGGAAUCUGAAAGCAGGUCAGAUGAUAAAGAAGUUGUUUGUGUUCAGUGACAUGGAGUUUGAUCAAGCCUCAACAAACCCUUGGGAGACUGAUUACCAAGCAAUCACUAGGAAGUUUGGAGAGAAAGGGUUUGGCGAUGUGGUGCCUCAGAUGAUUUUUUGGAAUCUGAGAGACUCGAAGGCCACCCCAGUGCCAGCAACUCAGAAAGGAGUGGCAUUGCUCAGUGGGUUUUCUAAGAAUUUGCUCACAUUGUUCUUGGACAAGGAGGGGGAGCUAGACUCCGUAGAAACCAUGGAAGCAGCAAUUUCUGGUUCAGAAUAUCAGAAACUAGUUGUGGUCGAUUAGUUGAUUACUCCCUUCUGAUUUCUUUUCUGAUGUUUUUAAAUAUGUAUGGCACCAUUUCCUAUUCCCAUCUUCUAUGACAUGUUUGCGAUUUUAUAUAGAAUUGUUAGAUUUUGUUAGGUGCAAACCAAAAUAUAAGAUUAGAAGAAAUGGAAAAAAAGAAUAACGGCCACGGCGGAAUGUAGGUGCGGUUCGUCGCCGACCACCACAUCAAGACAGUGGUGAAACGGUUUCUGCAUGACGGUUCAUGGCAGCUGCUUUGGCCGUCGCCGAAUUGCGGAACAGAAUGGUGGUAGUCAAAAUCGCGCUUGUGGGUAGAAGAAGCAGUCGUGGUUCUGUUUAACCCGGCCCGAAACAAAAUCAUACGUUUUUUUGGAAUGGCUAUACGGAUCCAAAUGUUUUAUAUAUGUUUAUUGUUUGGUAACCUUAGUCAUGAAAUUG
Vigna umbellata (rice bean) is the source of this 2556-nucleotide messenger RNA. RefSeq lists its product as uncharacterized. Lineage: Eukaryota; Viridiplantae; Streptophyta; Magnoliopsida; Fabales; Fabaceae. The record is from RefSeq and is a predicted model, not a curated record.